Messenger RNA from Balaenoptera ricei (Rice's whale), 2381 nucleotides. It is a transcript of the gene MRPL3, whose product is annotated as mitochondrial ribosomal protein L3. Gene Ontology annotation, molecular function: structural constituent of ribosome. NCBI's taxonomy places the organism in Eukaryota, Metazoa, Chordata, Mammalia, Artiodactyla, Balaenopteridae. The transcript has 10 exons. The coding region runs from base 156 to 1202 and encodes 348 amino acids. Gene Ontology annotation, biological process: translation. Gene Ontology annotation, cellular component: mitochondrial large ribosomal subunit; ribosome. The record is from RefSeq and is a predicted model, not a curated record.
UCCGGCAGCUCUUCUUCGUCCGGAAGGGCAGUGGCGGGUGGCCGGCUGGACGGUUCGGGAGGACUCUGCGGACUGGGUCGCCGGCGCGGGGACUCCCUGAAAGCGGAGCGGCGGGGCGCCCGGAGGUGAAGGGGUUGCGCCCUCCCGGCCUAGUCAUGCCCGGUUGGAGGCUGCUGGCUCGGACCGGCGCUCGGGUGCUGGACCGCGGCGCGGGCGGCCUGGGCGCUGCCCGGGGCUCGGAGAACAGAACAGACAUCUGGCUUUUGGUUAGACGUCUCCAUGGCAAGAGUGGUACUUGGUGGGAUGAGCAUCUUUCUGAAGAAAAUGUUCCCUUUGUUAAGCAGUUGGUCUCUGAUGAAAAUAAAGCCCAAUUAGCAAGUAAACUCUGUCCCCUGAAAGAUGAGCCAUGGCCUAUACAUCCUUGGGAACCAGGUUCCUCUAGAGUAGGCCUUAUUGCACUGAAGCUAGGCAUGAUGCCCUUAUGGACCAAAGAUGGUCAGAAGCAUGUGGUCACAUUACUUCAGGUACAAGACUGUCACGUCCUAAAAUAUACUCCAAAAGAAAAUCAUAAUGGAAAAAUGGCAGCCCUGACUGUAGGAGGAAAAACUGUAUCACAUUUCCAUAAAUCUACAUCUAUAUUGGAAUUUUACCGAGAACUUGGAUUGCCACCAAAACAGAAAGUUAAAAUCUUUCAUGUAACAGAUAAUGCUGUAAUUAAGCCAGGCACUCCUCUUUAUGCUGCUCACUUUCGCCCAGGACAGUAUGUGGAUGUCACGGCCAAAACUAUUGGUAAAGGUUUCCAAGGUGUCAUGAAGAGAUGGGGAUUUAAAGGCCAGCCAGCUACUCAUGGUCAAACAAAAACCCACAGAAGGCCUGGAGCUAUUUCAACUGGUGAUGUUGCCAGAGUCUGGCCUGGAACUAAAAUGCCUGGACAAUUGGGGAACAUAGAUAGGACAGCAUUUGGACUGAAAGUGUGGAGAAUAAACACAAAGCACAAUAUAAUCUAUGUAAAUGGCUCUGUACCUGGACACAAAAAUUGCUUAGUAAAGAUCAAAGAUUCUAAAUUGCCUGCAUAUAAGGAUUUCUGUAAAAAUCUACCAUUCCCAACAUAUUUCCCUGAUGGAGAUGAAGAGGAGCUACCAGAAGAUUUGUUUGAUGAAGAUGUGUGUCAUCCUGGGGCACCUUCUAUUACGUUUGCCUGACCUCAUUGGACAUGACAGACUCCCACAUGUCCUGUGAAUUCUGAUGAGCCAGAACAAUAAUAUAACCAGGAAUUAUGUUUUCUUUUCUUAGUAACAACAUACCACAGUGGUUAUCUUUGUCAAGGGCAUAAAUUUAUCCCUCAUCCUCCAACUGAAUUUCAUUUAAAAAAUUACCACAUUAAGCAAAUCAGUUAAGUAGAUUGAAUAUGCCAAAUUUAGAUGGACCAGCAGUUUGCAUAUUAGUAAAAUCUUUGUAAUUUGUGGGCUUUGUUCUUUUUUUACUAUGUAUUUCUCAAGUUAUCUUAAAUGUUUAUAAAUUUAGCUUCUUUUACUAAAGAUUUGUCUGUCUUUGUGAAAGAGUGGUUGUGGAACAGUGUCAAAUCAUAUGGGGACUAUGGUGUUACCUAUUUAGUUAAAAGAAACCAUUUCCUGAGUCCUAAAAAGAAAACGGAAUUGAGAUUUUUAUCUAGAUUAUAGAAAUGUUUAUGUCAUAGUUAAAGGCCUGACACAAUAAGAUCAUAAAUUAUGGGUCUUAUUUACACUUCUUUUGGGAGGUAUAGUUAUUUUUUAGUUAGAUCACUCAACUAUAAGACAGGUGUAAUUAUUUUUCCUUUUUUUUCAGCCGUGCCCUGCAGCAUGCGGGAUCUUAGUUCCCUGACCAGAGAUCCAAUCUGCCCCCCACAGUGGAAGCUCAGAGUCUUAACCACUGGACCACUGGGGAAGUCCUGUAAUUAUUUUUCCUUGAUGCCUUCCAAAAGGGAUUUGAAAUGGCCUGGGUGUACAUUCAACAAACUUUUUUUUUUUUAAUUAAUUUAUUUAUUUUUGGCCGCAUUGGGUCUCCGUUGUGGCACGCGGGCUUUCUCUGGUUGCAGUUAGUGGGGGCUACUCUUUGUUGUGGUGAGCGGGCUUCUCCUUUCUGUGGCUUCUCUUGUUGAGGAGAACGGGCUCUAGGUGAGCAGGCUUCAGUAGUUUGGCAUGCGGGCUCUAGAGUGCAGGCUUAGUAAUUGUGGUACAUGGGCUUAGUUGCUCCGCGGCAUGUGGGAUCUUCCCGGACCAGGGCUCAAACCCGUGUCUCCUGCAGUGGCAGGCAGAUUCUUACCCACUGCGCCACCAGGGAAGUCCCUCAACAAACUUAUUAAUCACUUAUUACUCAUGUUAAUUAAAUGAGUUAAAUGUUAA